Monoraphidium neglectum is the source of this 924-nucleotide messenger RNA. RefSeq lists its product as hypothetical. NCBI's taxonomy places the organism in Eukaryota, Viridiplantae, Chlorophyta, Chlorophyceae, Sphaeropleales, Selenastraceae. The record is from RefSeq and is a predicted model, not a curated record. Gene Ontology annotation, cellular component: plant-type vacuole; vacuolar membrane. The transcript has 5 exons. Gene Ontology annotation, molecular function: ABC-type transporter activity; ATP binding. Gene Ontology annotation, biological process: transmembrane transport. The coding region runs from base 1 to 924 and encodes 307 amino acids.
AUGUCGCACCCUUUAUGCUUCUGGUGGUCCUCCCUGAUUGCCGCCCUGCGCCAGCAGUCCGCUGCCGCCGCCGACGAGCGGCUGCGGCUGCUGGGGGAGUGCCUGGCCGGCGUGGCGGCCGUCAAGGCGCUGAGGGCGGAGCGCGACAUAGAGGCGCGCAUCCAGGCGGCGCGGGCGCGGGAGAUGCGGGCGCUGCACAAAAUCGCGAUGCUCAAGGCCCUCAAUUACAGCCUGCAGUACAUCACGACCCCCAUCGCGGCCCUCCUGCUCUUCACCACCGCCUACGUCCUGAACCCCGACGUCGACGGCGGCCUCAACGACGCCGCCAUCUUCUACUCCCUAUCCCUCCUGGCCCUCCCCGAGUUCUACCUCCUGCGCAUGUUCGUGCGCAGCUGGCAGCGGCUGCAGGAGGCACGCACCAGCGCGGCGCGGAUCGACGACAUACUGUCCGCCCCGGAGCCGCCGCCGUCGGCAUCCGAAAAGUGGCUGGCCGCCGCAGCGGCGGCGGCGGGGGGCGGCGGCAAGGGCGCGCCGGCGGCGGGCACGGGGCCGCUGCCGUUGCGGGGCACGGUCGAGCUGCGGGGCGGCCGGUACGGCUGGCCGGGCGGCGCGCUGUCUGCGGCGGCGGCCGGGGACGCCGCGCCGGGGCACGGCGGCGCCCGCAGCGACGCCGGCACGGAUGCCGCAGCAAGCGAUGGAGGCGGCGGCGGUGAUGACGAGGCGGGCGGCAGCUAUGGGAUCGACAUGCAGCCAGCGUUCAGCUUUGUCAGCAAGGCAUCGAGCGACCUGACACCCCUGGGCGACGGCGGCAGCAGCCUCUCGGGCGGCCAGCCCGAGCCCUCCAGAGGCCCAGCCGCCCUGCCGCGGCGUCGAGCCGAGGCACGCUCGCUCCACACGGUCACUCCAGCAACCAACGAAAUUUGA